Molecule: messenger RNA, 261 nt
Organism: Letharia columbiana
Lineage: Eukaryota; Fungi; Ascomycota; Lecanoromycetes; Lecanorales; Parmeliaceae
Exons: 1
Coding region: 1-261 (86 amino acids)
Source: RefSeq, a predicted model, not a curated record
AUGAAUGGUCUCGAGCUUGACAGACGCAACGAGUCGCCUAUUUCCUACCAGAAGCCAGAUGAGAGUGAGAAUUAUGCCUACUACCGUCAGCCAAGUGGCGCACAGACGUCGCAGAUACCAAUGGCAUCAGAGCCAGGUCCGCCCAGUAAGCGUUUUUGCGGCCUUCGACCUACCACCUUUAUCUUGAGCGCUGCCCUUGCCGUAGUCGCGAUGCUUGCUGUUGUCGCAGCGGGUGUAGGAGGUUCGCUGGCCGCGAAGUGA